UCUUAUACCUUUACUCAUCUUCAUAAUGUCAAGCUAUUACAAACUUCAUCUUAUACCUUUACUCAUCUUCCCAAUGUCAAGCUAUUACAAACUUCAUCUUAUACCUUUACUCAUCUUCAAAAUGUCAAGCUAUUACAAACUUCAUCUUAUACCUUUACUCAUCUUCACAAUGUCAAGCUAUUACUAACUUCAUCUUAUACCUUUACUCAUCUUCACAAUGUCAAGCUAUUACUAACUUCAUCAUAUACCUUUACUCAUCUUCACAAUGUCAAGCUAUUACAAACUUCAUCUUAUACCUUUACUCAUCUUCACAAUGUCAAGCUA
Molecule: messenger RNA, 324 nt
Organism: Lottia gigantea (owl limpet)
Lineage: Eukaryota; Metazoa; Mollusca; Gastropoda; Lottiidae
Exons: 1
Source: RefSeq, a predicted model, not a curated record